AUGGCGCUUAUGAAAUUUGCUUUCGCUUUGCUAGCCCUGGCUGCCUUGGCUGUCGCUAAGCCGUCUCAUCCUUUUGCACUGCACUCAGCCAUACCCGAACAUUUCGAUUUUGCACCACCUGUAUUGCCGCCUACGCACUUCCAUGCCGCAGCACCUGUUCCUGAGCCCUGGCUACCAGCGCCUCAUCUACAUGCCGCAGCACCAGCACCUCUGUUGCCAGCACCCGCCCAAUACCUCCCGGCCCCAGCACCACUGCUACCCGCACCCACUCCCAUCUUACCAGCUCCCAUCUUUCCCGCUCCCGCUCCCAUCAUUCCCGCUCCCGCACCCAUCUUUCCUGCUCCCGCACCCAUCUUUCCAGCUCCAGCUCCUGCGGCUAUUCUGCCAGCGCCUCUUUUGCCCGCUCCAGUAGUGCAUCAUCAUCAUCAUGUGCUGCCCGCUCCUCUGCCCGUACCAGUACCAGUUUUGUCUGCUCCAGUAUUGGAACCUGCACCUUUUGUUGCUCCUACAUACCGUGCCAUUCCGGGACCCAAAACCACUACUCAUCAUGUGUCAGUCGGUUAUGCCUUUCCUCAUGCUCAUGUGGCCAAAAUUGUAGCGCCUCACGCUCAUUUGCAUGCCGCGCAUGUGCACUCGCUCGUAGCUUUGUUCGCCUGCGUCGCUGUAACCAAUGCUAGUCUAUUGCCUGCUGCUGCCAUUGCGCCCGGCAUUGUCGCGCCCUAUGCAUCCUCAUUCAACACUCAUUACAUAAAUCAUGCUGUUGCGUUGCCAGUUGCACCAGCUCCAGUUCCAGUUGCUGCUCCGGCUCCUGUCGCUUUGGCCGCGCCAGCUCCCAUAGCAGCGCCCAUAGCCUUCGCCCCAAAAGUGGCUUUCCCCGCUCCAGCUCGAGUUGCAUUCGCUGCUCCUGCUAGAUUAGCUGCUCCUUGGGCAGCUCCUCUGCCAAUUGCUCCGGCUCCACUUCCUUUAGCUCCGGCACCACUACGAUUCGCGGCACCAGCACCAUUUUUCGGCUAG
This is a messenger RNA of Anastrepha obliqua, 1014 nucleotides long. Its product is annotated as nematocyst expressed protein 3-like. The coding region runs from base 1 to 1014 and encodes 337 amino acids. Lineage: Eukaryota; Metazoa; Arthropoda; Insecta; Diptera; Tephritidae. The transcript is spliced from 3 exons. The record is from RefSeq and is a predicted model, not a curated record.